AUGUCUUUGCCAACAACUACAAAGGGCUGGGCUGUCGUCGGCCAGGGCAGCUUUGACAACCUCAAGUUCGACACCCAACAGCCUCUCCCUGAGCUUUCCGACAACGAAGUGCUGGUCAAGUUCCAUGCAGCCUCUCUCAACUUCCGCGAUAUCAUGAUUGCCCAGGGCACUUAUCCUUUCGAUGUCAAGGCAAACAUCAUUCCAGGCUCUGAUGGCGCUGGAGAAGUCGUGGCUGUUGGAAAGAAGGUCACCCGCUUUCAGGAAGGUUCCAAAGUCAUAACUUUGUUUAUGCAAACGUAUUUUGGUGGACCGCUGACCCCAAUGGCCUUGGGAUCUGCUGUAGGCGGCUCUGUUGAUGGCACUCUGCGGGAGUACGGUGUCUUUAACGAAAAUGGACUUGUGGAUAUGCCCAAGAACCUCAGCUAUCUUGAGGCUGCAACCCUUCCCUGUAGCGCCCUCACGGCGUGGAAUGGUCUCUACGGGUUGAAGGCAGUUCUUCCCGGCGACUGGGUCUUGACACAGGGUACUGGUGGUGUCAGCAUUUCUGCUCUGCAGUUCGCAAAGGCUGCGGGUGCUCGAGUUGUGGCCACGACGUCCUCGGCAGCCAAGGCUCAGAAGCUGAAGGAGCUGGGAGCUGAUCAUGUCAUCAACUACAAGGAGAUUCCGAAAUGGGGGGAGGAGGCCAAGAGGCUCACUGGAGGUGGUGUUGACCAUGUCCUCGAAGUUGGGGGCGCGCACACUAUCACGGAAAGCCUCAAAGCUGUGAAUCUCGGCGGGGUUGUUACCAUCAUUGGUUGGAUUGCUGGGCCGGGUGAGACUGGACCGAGCUUCCCUCAGAUCCUGUCCAGCAUGGCUGUCGUCAGGGGAAUCGUUGUUGGGAGCCGAGAUCAAUUCGAAGCAAUGGUUCGCGCAAUUGAAGCUUCCGAUAUCAAACCCGUUCUCGACCAGCAUGUCUUCAAGCUCGAGGAGCUCAAAGAUGCUUACCAGUAUCUGGUGGACCAGAAGCAUUUUAGCAAAGUUGUUAUUAACAUUGAGUAG
This is a messenger RNA of Fusarium mangiferae, 1038 nucleotides long. RefSeq lists its product as uncharacterized. The transcript has 4 exons. Lineage: Eukaryota; Fungi; Ascomycota; Sordariomycetes; Hypocreales; Nectriaceae. The coding region runs from base 1 to 1038 and encodes 345 amino acids. Gene Ontology annotation, molecular function: oxidoreductase activity. The record is from RefSeq and is a predicted model, not a curated record.